Messenger RNA from Lemur catta (Ring-tailed lemur), 2219 nucleotides. It is a transcript of the gene TOR3A, whose product is annotated as torsin family 3 member A. The transcript is spliced from 6 exons. Gene Ontology annotation, cellular component: endoplasmic reticulum lumen; nuclear envelope. NCBI's taxonomy places the organism in Eukaryota, Metazoa, Chordata, Mammalia, Primates, Lemuridae. Gene Ontology annotation, molecular function: ATP hydrolysis activity; ATP binding. The record is from RefSeq and is a predicted model, not a curated record. The coding region runs from base 18 to 1232 and encodes 404 amino acids.
AGGAGGGCGCGGCGGCCAUGAUUCCCCGGCGGCGGCGCCCGCUCGGGCUUUGCCUCCUCCUGCUGCUGCUGCUGCUGCUGCUGCCGCUCCCGGGCGCGCCUGGGCACCGCGGCGCGGCGAAGCCGUGGGAAGGGGCCCACGAACCGGGUUCGGCCUGGGCCUGGCCCGGCUUCCAGCGCCUGCGGGAGCGGCUGCGGGCGGCCGGGGCCCUCUCCAAACGGUACUGGGCGCUCCUCAGCUGCCAGGUGUGGCCGGACGACUGCGAGGACGACGGGGAGGCAGCCGCGGGGCCCCCGGGCUGGAGCCUUCCCCUGUUGGGCCAGCAGUACCUGGAUGUCCUGACCACAUGGUACUGCAGCUUUCGGGGCUGCUGCCACAGCCGGGAUUGCAGGAUCUCCAACAACUUCACAGGCUUGGAGUCAGACCUGAAUGUGCGACUGCAUGGUCAGCAUUUGGUCCAGAAGCUGGUCCUAAGAACAGUGAGGGACUACUUAGAGUUGCCCCGGCCAGACAAGGCCCUGGCUCUGUCGUUCCAUGGCUGGUCUGGCACAGGCAAGAACUUCGUGGCACGGAUGCUGGCGGAGAACCUGUAUCGGGAUGGGCUGAAGAGUGACUGUGUCAAGAUGUUCAUCGCCACGUUCCACUUUCCUCACUCCAAGUAUGUGGACCUGUACAAGGAGCAGCUGCUGGGCCAGAUGCAGGAGACGCAGCAGCUCUGCCCCCAGACCCUGUUCAUCUUCGACGAGGCUGAGAAGCUGCACCCGGGGCUACUGGAGGUCCUUAGGCCAUACUUGGAACGCCAGGUCCCUGAGGGCCACAGGGCCAAGUCCCCAAGAACCAUCUUUCUUUUUCUCAGUAACCUUAGAGGCAACAUCGUCAAUGAGGUGGUCCUAAAUUUGCUUAAAGCUGGAUGGUCCCGGGAAGAAAUUACAAUAGAACACUUGGAACCCCACCUCCACGCUGAGAUUGUGGAGUCCACAGACAGUGGCUUUGGCCACAGCUGUCUUGUGAAGGACAACCUGAUUGACUACUUUGUCCCCUUCCUGCCGCUGGAGUACCGUCAUGUGAGGCUGUGUGUACGUGAUGCUUUCCUGAGCCAGGAGCUGCAGUACACUGAAGAGGCACUGGAUGAAAUCUCCAGGAUGAUGGUGUAUGUCCCCAGGGAGGAACAACUCUUCUCUUCUCAGGGCUGCAAAUCUAUUUCCCAGAGAAUUACCUACUUCCUGCCAUGAAGGCUAGAUAAAGACUUCUUGGAGCUACCUUACUUACACUAAUGGGACCCGGGGACCUGUGAGAGCACUGCUUGGGACUGUAAGGUGUGGGAGGGGCAGACUGGCAUCCAGCGAUUACCAGGAUACAACUGGUGUGUAAAAGGAAGUCCUUAUGUUAGAAGCAGAGCCAAUUCUUAAGCUCACUUGGUGCCUUAAAGACACACAUUACAAAAUGGCUAGGUGGUUGGAGCAAGCCUUAUGGGAGAUCAACAAACCCCAAGGGCUCAUUACAACUCUGCAGAUAGUCUCCUUUGCACCUCAGCUCCUCCUUGCAGAUGCCUGGACUUGGGCUUCAGAGGCUGCAGGAUUCUUGGGUUACAGAGCAGGGAAGAAUGCAAUUCUGUCACCUAGGAGUACAGAGUAUACCUCAGGUUUGCAAGCUGGGUGGGCUGGCUUUCAAGUGGUUGCUCCCGGAGGAAAGUUGAGCAGCUUCUGUUGUGAGCAGAUCAACAAAGCCUCAGGCUGAAGGGAAAAGUGCACAGAGGAAGAUAUUUUUAACAUCAGGUCAGUGUUGGCUAAGACUUACUCUGCUCUACAGAUUGAAAAAGAUUUUUUAAAAUUCAGGGUCUUGACAUGACUAUGUCAUAUAUAGAGAUUAAAAUUUUGUAUUUUUCUAGAGUCCUUGGCCUGCUUUCUGAGACUUAGUAAUUGUGCUCACUUAGCAAAAUUUCAAAUGCCAGGUAAUCCUGCUGGGGCCUGGUGGAGACAGGGUGAAUGCUGGCACUCACGCAGCUGGCAGGGAUGUGCUCGUCUUCCAGUUUACGCCAGUUUGGUUUGGGGCCACAUCUGCUGAGCUGGGUUGCACCAGCUUCUUAACGAAGAGGCUUCCACAGCAUAUUGCUCUUCUGUAUGAAAGCAUUCACUCCUGUACUCUCAGCUUUAAAAAGGAAAGCAGUCAUUUUGUGAAUUAAAUGGCAUUGUGUAAACGUGAAGCACUGGGCUUAUGCA